AUGGAUAAAAUUGACAUGAGUCUUGACGACAUCAUCAAGAUCAAUAAAAAGAAGCCGAAGCAAGGAAGUAAGGCCUCAAACAUUCCCAACGGUAAUUUUAAUAACAAUAAGAGUAAAACAGGACCAAUUCGGGCGAGAUCUGCUGGAAAAAAUUUGACUCGACAAAAAGCCAACCCAUAUCCGAAACCAAAAAUUUCAAAACCAGGCAAUCCUAACGGCGUUUGGCGUCACGAUCUUUUUCCCACUCUUUUCUCUGGUGGAAAUACAAAGCGUCCCGGUCACCAAAAUAAUAACGGUAGUCCUUCCAUCCAACAUCGUUUGGGUACUGGAAAAUCUCCUUUAAGUAGUGGAGUCGCUAGUAGAUUAUCUAUUAAAGGUGUUGCUGGUAAGAAACAAGCUGAAUUCUCCUUUAAAGGUGAAGGUGGCCCCGCAACCAUUAUUAUCAAUAACCUUGCACAUGGCACGAGUGCUAAUGACAUUAAGACUGCCUUUAUGGAAUUUGGUGAAAUUUCGACAGUAGAUUUGAAAGAUUCAAGGGGUACACCCCCAAGUGCUGAAUUGACAUUUGAGAGUAAAGCAUCUGCUCUUUCUGCAAUAAACAAAUAUAAUACAGCUCUUGUUGAUGGCCGAGUGCUUAAAGUUCAAUUGAAAUCACCUGGGAGUAACAUAAAUACCGGUUCAGCUUCUUAUCGAUUGAGAAACAAAUCGAACAGGCCACAAAAUUCAAGUGCAACUACACAACGUUAUGGUGGCAAGGGAAAACCUUUUUUCAAUGGUUCAUUUUAA
Messenger RNA from Diversispora eburnea, 786 nucleotides. The record is from the annotation of a GenBank genome assembly. Lineage: Eukaryota; Fungi; Glomeromycota; Glomeromycetes; Diversisporales; Diversisporaceae.